AUCUCUCACUUGUCCCAAAGUCCACGCCUGGCGACUCUCACUCUUUUUGAUGAUCAUUGAACAGGUCGAUCGAGUUUCUUCUGCAGGUUUAGGAUUUUGAUCAAUUUUGGAAUCUAAUUAGUGAAAGAUGGCGUCAAUCAACGGUGGUGCAAGCUUCAAAGUAAGUAGGAAAAGUCCUGAGCUAAUCCGGGCGGCGAAGCCCACUCCUCAUGAAUUGAGAAUCCUCUCCGACAUCGACGAUCAAGACGGCCUCCGUUUUCAGAUGCCGCUGGCGCUAAUAUACCGGUAUAGCCCCUCCAUGGAAGGGAGAGAUCCUGUUAGGGUUAUUCGCGAUGCUGUCGCCAAGGCACUGGUCUUCUACUACCCCUUUGCCGGCCGGCUUAGGGAAGUAGCCACUAGGAAACUCGUGGUAGAGUGCACCGGCGAGGGGGUGUUGUUCAUUGAGGCCGACGCCGACGCCACUCUGCAACAGCUUGGCACACUUCUACCGCCGAUCCAAAACCUCCACGAGCUGCUCUACGAUGUCCCUGGCUCCGCAGGAGUCAUCGAUUGCCCUUUGAUGCUUAUUCAGGUUACACGCUUACUAUGUGGUGGAUUCGUCUUUGCCUGGCGCUACAAUCACACCAUGGCCGACGGUGCAGGGAUUCACCAAUUCAUAAAAGCAGUAUGCGAACUAGCCCGUGGUGCUGAACGCCCUUCUGUUAUACCAGUUUGGGAGAGACACAUACUAUGUGCUCGUUACCCACCACGCGAGACAAUGAGACACCCUGAGCAUGAUAUUGUGGUUGACACAAAGCGAACCACUAUCGCACAUGAUCGCGUGGUGCGACAUUUCUUCUUCGGUCCCACUGAGAUCUCCACCCUUCGCCAGAGCUUACCUCCGCACCUCCAAAGUUGCACCAAGUUUCAAAUUGUGACAGCCUGCAUGUGGCGCUGCCGAACAAUUGCCACCUUUUCUGACCCUAACGAAGUGUUUAGAGUGCUUUGUGUUAUGAAUAUUCGUGAGCAAAUGAACCCUCCUCUCCCACAAGGGUACUAUGGUAACGCUAUCGUUUACCCUGCAGCAGUCGCCACUGCUGAGAUGUUAUUGAAAAACCCAUUGCAUUAUGCAGUAGAGCUAGUUAGGAAGGCGAUACAAGGAGCAACGGAGGAGUUUGUUAAAUCAGUGGUGGAUUUGAUGGUGUUGAGAGGGCGCCCAAAUUUGACUGGGGUGCAAACUUAUUUGGUGUCCUCUGCGAGAGUGUUUGAAGUGGAUGUUGGUUGGGGGCAGCCCGCAUACGGUGGAGUGGCAAGAGCUGGUGUGGAUUCAUUUCCGCGUGCAGUUAGUUAUUUUAUGCGCAUUAAGAAUAGCAAUGGUGAGGAUGGGAUAAUGGUCCCCAUAUGCUUACCGCCGAAAGCCAUGGAUGUACUCGUUGAUGAGCUUCAGAAGAUGCUGCCGGGUCGAAGCUCAAUUGCUUCAGCGCUCUAAGUGUGGCUCCUCUGUUGAGAACUACCUGCAACGCCUACGAGUGUUGCUCGUGGGUAGGUGUGCUUGGGAUAGCUCGACUCCAGAUUGUUACUUGUUUGUAACUAUAUAGGGAUAGGUUAUGUAUAUCUUCUCGAUCCAUCAUUCAGUCAUACUUAAAAAGUGUA
Salvia hispanica is the source of this 1632-nucleotide messenger RNA. Lineage: Eukaryota; Viridiplantae; Streptophyta; Magnoliopsida; Lamiales; Lamiaceae. The record is from RefSeq and is a predicted model, not a curated record.